Messenger RNA from Torulaspora globosa, 1911 nucleotides. It is a transcript of the gene APC5, whose product is annotated as anaphase promoting complex subunit 5. The coding region runs from base 1 to 1911 and encodes 636 amino acids. The transcript has a single exon. The record is from RefSeq and is a predicted model, not a curated record. Gene Ontology annotation, cellular component: anaphase-promoting complex. Lineage: Eukaryota; Fungi; Ascomycota; Saccharomycetes; Saccharomycetales; Saccharomycetaceae. Gene Ontology annotation, biological process: positive regulation of mitotic metaphase/anaphase transition; anaphase-promoting complex-dependent catabolic process; protein K11-linked ubiquitination.
AUGAAUAUCCAGUCUAAGUUGAAAAUAACCACUUCCCUGUCGCCAUAUGAUGUGUCGGUACUGAUACUGAUAUACCUUUACUGCUGCAAUCAGGCUCGCAUACCAGCCAAGAUAUUCACUAGGUUAAUUACACCUACAAUUCCACCAGCUGAGGCUAUCCCCAUCCUGGAGAAAGAUUUUCAUGGAGCUGUACGUCAGAAACCGCUUCUUCCUGUAUUAGAGUCACUGGUAUCCUAUCUAUUUGACAGUGACGAGAGGCAACUUGCAACGGAGCUGGUUUCAUUCAUUGGAUCCAUCAAAAGCUUAGACGUUGUCACUCAAUUGCUCAGGACGUUAGAACACAGCUGCCUUGGUAAGAACUACAGGUUCAUCGGCAGUAAGCAGGGCGAAAGCAAGCUCAGAAGAUUAACGAAGACUAGCUUCCUGGGUGCGUAUGUGGUAAAGUGCGUGACAAACUAUCAAGUUAGUGAGUUUGAGGAGAGGAGAGCUCUAUGGCAGAGCAUGGGAAGAUAUUUUAGUGACUUCAAGAGUACAGGUUCCUGGAGGCAGCUGGAAAAACACAUAAAACAGAUAUCUUUUCAGUUUAUGACAGGAUCCGAGCGUUAUGAGGAAGACGAUAGUAUGAUCACAUUUUUUGAAUCUUUUUGCCAAACUUCCAAGGUCCAAGAUCGUGACGUUGUAAUGAUCGGUUAUUCGCAUUUACAGUCCUUGUUGAACUGGGCGAUAAUUGAUAUGUCAGAAAACAAGUCAGAAUUAGAGCCGAGUAUCAAUAACAUAUUGAGUAUGCUUUCAUUGAAUGAAAUAACUCAUUUUCCUGCUAUUCAUGUUAUUCGAUAUUUGGAAGCUAUCAAGAAUAAUUUUUAUCAGACCGCCUUGGACGCUUUACACAACUAUUUUGACUACAUGCUGACCCGCAGCGAUAACAAAUGUUUUCACGUCUCGCUAUUAUGCUUAGGGACUUUCCACUCCCAGUCCCAUAAUUGCGCUGCGGCUGUGAAGGCUUUCGAAGAGGCUACGAAAGUUGCCCGCGAGAAUAAAGACAGCGAAACUCUGAAUCUUAUUAUGAUUUGGGUAGUCGACUUCAUUGAAAAAAACCCCGAAUACUCGGGCCACUUUCAGGUCACAGUCGAUCAGAUCGUCAGAUAUCUUAAGACUUGCAAUGACGAUGAAAGCUGUUUGGUGUUCGAACAUGCAUAUAAAUUCGAGUCUUUGCUUUUGAUGAUGGAUAAUAGCAGUUCAGUUAAAAUAUUAGAGGCUGCCUUUAAAUAUCUCGUGAUCGUGCUUCAGCGAAUCGAGGUAGGAUCGAAUUUAGACAGUGCAUUCAAACAUUGGGCCGGGGUAUGGGAACACUUGGGUUAUAAUCGUAUCGGUGAAGUAUACAGGGCCUUCAUUCGUCCUGAAAGCUCCUCAAUAAACACCGAGAUAAGGGAUGCUUUCAAGGCUCUCGAUAACAAUGACCUCGAUGAUGUACUUCGCACGUUGUCAAAAUCAAACUCUCCAAAUCUGGAAUAUGACCAGCGCAAGCAAAUAAGUUUACUGGGCAUAAGGUAUCUGAUAGCCCUGGAGGACUAUCCGGAGGCAAUGAGAAAAGUUUACCAAAAUAUCAGUGAAGCUCGAGGCAGUAUUGUCGACUCCAGGUGGAUAAUUUCUUUCGAGCUCGAGAAAUGCCGGAUAAUGCUGGCACGCGGGGUUGCAGCACGUUGUUUGGGACUUUUGAUGGAGUUAAUUAAUGCUUCAUUUCUCUCCGAAAAUCCUCUGCGGUUCUCAGAAUGUCUAAUUUUGCUUUGCGAAAUUCUCCUUGACAUGGACAAACGCACAGAAUGCCUAUAUUUACUGCGUUCGAAUUUGUCGGUAGCUCUGCAGUUUCCGGAGCUUGAGUACAGAGUUUCGAGCAUUUUAAGUGCAAUUUGA